AUGUAUGUGAUCGACCCAGCCAAUCCGGUUUCGCAGCUGUCUACCCGUGGACAUCACUCGACUUGUGGUCCGUUGAAUAACGGGGUGGCCGAGUGGGAUGUCGCUGAACCGUAUGAUGUCGAUCCAAUGGUUUUCGAACAAUGGAGUCCUCUCGAUAUCUCCCAGUACCCAUCCCUUAAACGGUACACCGUCACCAAGGUCUGGCUGCCGGUCGCCAAGAGAUAA
Messenger RNA from Aspergillus clavatus NRRL 1, 225 nucleotides. RefSeq lists its product as uncharacterized. Lineage: Eukaryota; Fungi; Ascomycota; Eurotiomycetes; Eurotiales; Aspergillaceae. The record is from RefSeq and is a predicted model, not a curated record. The transcript is spliced from 2 exons. Bases 1 to 225 code for a protein of 74 amino acids.